CAACCAAUCUCAAUCCUAACCGUUGGAUGAUCAGAUAAAAUCAAAAUUAAAAAACCCAUCCCCUUCAGGCCUUCACCCUCUCUCUCUCACUCGCUCACUGUGAAACGAAGAGAAGAAGAAAGAGAGGGGGAGCGCGAAAGGGAAACAAAAAGAAGAGAAGAGUUGGUUGGAAUGGAUCCAGACCAAGUAGCAAAGGCGUUUGUUGAGCACUACUAUUCUACGUUCGAUGCGAACAGAGCUGGAUUAGCGAAUCUGUAUCAAGACGGUUCCAUGCUUACUUUUGAAGGUCAAAAGACGCAGGGAUCCCAGAAUAUCGUUGCUAAACUUAUCGCUCUCCCUUUCCAGCAGUGCAAGCAUCUCAUCACCACCGUUGAUUGCCAGCCUUCUGGUCCUGCUGGUGGUAUGCUUGUUUUUGUCUCCGGUAAUCUCCAGCUCGCCGGCGAACAGCAUGCUCUCAAGUUCAGCCAGAUGUUCCAUUUAAUGCCAACUCCACAGGGAAGCUUUUACGUGUUCAAUGACAUAUUCAGGUUGAACUAUGCUUGAAGACAAGAAUGGUCACUCCAAAUCUAAUUUGCUCAUAAUGUCCAGGAUUAAACAUCUUUCAUUAUAUCUGUUCAGUUCUAGGCAUUUUAAAUGAAGACUGGGAUUUUGGUUGGUUUUAUUUAAUGUUACGUUGUUCCCAAAGUUUAUAGAUUGCAAUAUUGUGGCUGGUUGAAUUGGUAAAAGAUACUUUGUUGGAUUACUGUUUAAAGAAACUGGUGUUGGAGAUUUCAAAACAUUAUCCGAAAAAUUGAAUUCUAAACUUCAUGGUUCGGUGUUUCA
Populus trichocarpa (black cottonwood) is the source of this 822-nucleotide messenger RNA. Its product is annotated as nuclear transport factor 2B. Lineage: Eukaryota; Viridiplantae; Streptophyta; Magnoliopsida; Malpighiales; Salicaceae. The record is from RefSeq and is a predicted model, not a curated record. Gene Ontology annotation, cellular component: nuclear pore central transport channel. The transcript has 2 exons. The coding region runs from base 172 to 543 and encodes 123 amino acids. Gene Ontology annotation, biological process: nucleocytoplasmic transport.